Molecule: messenger RNA, 1418 nt
Organism: Malurus melanocephalus (red-backed fairy wren)
Lineage: Eukaryota; Metazoa; Chordata; Aves; Passeriformes; Maluridae
Gene: BIRC7
Product: baculoviral IAP repeat containing 7
Exons: 8
Coding region: 68-1348 (426 amino acids)
Biological process (GO): regulation of cell cycle; positive regulation of protein ubiquitination; negative regulation of apoptotic process
Cellular component (GO): cytoplasm; nucleus
Molecular function (GO): cysteine-type endopeptidase inhibitor activity involved in apoptotic process; ubiquitin protein ligase activity
Source: RefSeq, a predicted model, not a curated record
CUUUGGGUGAGACCUCCGAGGAGAGAAGAUUUUUGUGUGAAGCUUGUGGUGUUGAUAGUUUUAAUUCAUGGAAGCCUUCUGGGAUUUUGUUAGCAUGUUUCAGAGCAGGGCCAUGGGGGAUGCAGCACCAGCACAGCAGCCCCAGCCCAGGGCUGCUCGCUGCCGGCUCUUUGAUCCCAGCAUGAGGAGUGUGGCCAGGAGGAUGAGAACUUUCCAGCAUUGGCCCCGCAGUGCCCCUGUGUCUGCCCAUGAUCUGGUCCAGGCUGGGUUUUUCUACGUGGGCCCCAGGGAUGAGGUGCAGUGUUUCUGCUGUGGUGGGAUCCUGAAGGACUGGAGACCUGGAGAUUGCCCYGUAAUGGAGCACCUGAAUUUCUUCCCUUCCUGCAAAUACGUYGGCAGUGAGGAUGUUGGGAACCAGGAAUUGUCAUCCCUGCAGGAGAUGUUUGACACUGUGGAUGGGCAGUUCCUGAGUCUGUUGCAGGGGAUAGUGAGUGAGGARACAGCUCUGCCCAACGAGCCAGAGUACCCUGAGAUGGCCACAGAGGAGAUGAGACUGUCYACAUUUGAGAACUGGCCACAGAAUUCCAGCAUGCAUCCAGAGCAACUGGCUAGAGCAGGAUUCUUUUACACAGGACAAGGAGAUGUGGUGAGGUGUUUUUACUGUGAUGGAGGUGUGAGGAGCUGGUCCGUCGGAGAURAUCCUUGGAGGGAACAUGCCAGAUGGUAUCCAGAGUGUGAAUUUUUACUGCACUCAAGGGGAAGAGAAUUUGUUAGCAGCGUUCAGACGACCUUUUCUACCACCCUGCUGGCUCCAAGACAUUCCUGGGAUCAGACUGARCAAGACUCUCCUCCUUCCCAAGAUCCUCUGAGCCAUUGGAAAAUGCUGGCUAACCCUUCUGAGGAUCAGAGUGCCCUAGUGYACAAUGUCCUGCAGAUGGGCUUUGACCCCACCUGGGUGGCAAACCUGGUGGAGAAUAAAUUUGCGCUGACUGGGACUUUCUACGAGUCUGAGUCGGAGCUGAUUUCAGAGCUGCUGCAGUCAGGCUGGGGGGCCAGCAGCAGUGCAGGGGGAAGCAGAGGUGCUGAUCAGAGAGAUGCUGGAACAUCACACCAAGAAAUGCGACCUGUGCAGCAAAAGGAAUCAGGCGAAUCUCAGCUGAGCACAGAAGAGCAGCUCCGCCGCCUGCGAGAGGAAAGGAUGUGCAAAGUGUGCAUGGACAAAGAUGUGUCUGUUGUGUUUGUUCCCUGUGGCCACCUCGUCUCCUGUGCAGAAUGUGCCCUCAACCUGAGGAUGUGUCCCAUCUGCAGAGCUGUCAUCCAGGGCAGCGUCAGAGCUUUCAUGUCCUGAGCCACCAUGCACCUGAGGGCAAAGAUAAGUCUGUGCAACUAAUUCAUAACUCAGCAGAGAGAGGAAAUAA